AUGGAACUGGGAAACUACGAGGAAGAGUUGCGGGAAAUAUUAGUCGCCAGCGAGGACGAGGCCCGUGUAAUAUGGGAAAGGUUGGCGCGACCGUUCCGACCAUCGCCGUCGGAGACGCUCGGCCAUACAGCCGGACCGGCCAAGGGAGGGCCGCUACCGGAAUUAGGAGGGCCGCCAUCACCAAAGGCAAAAGAAACGACAGUAAUGUUGACCGAAAUCAAGAAGAUCCGACGCGAGCCGGCCGCGAACACCUGCGGCCGGAUACAGCGGUCGGACCGCCAGAUACGGCAGAAAUGGGCAGGUCUCUCCGCGCCGCCGCCACCACGACCGGGGCGCGGGCCCUUCCGCCAGCGAGGCCUUCGACCGGUCCGCCCAGCACCAGCUGCCUUAGUGCCGAAGAAGACCGAGGCGGAUAACCAGCGACCGCCGUCACCAACACCGACGAGCAGCAGCGAGACCACCGCAGGAAAGAUCGGGCCGAAAAUAAGGGAGAUCUCGACCCCGCCAGUACGAGUGGUCGUAAGACGGGAAACCGCUACGCCAGCCGAACAGCCGCUACCACCGCUACCAUUCGGGCCUGCUCCACCGCCACCGGUAGGCAUAAGGUCUCUUACAAGUCUCUCCUCUCUGGAUAAGUACAAGUCGACAUACUGCGUCUAUUUAGUCUUCGCUGAAACUCCUCCUCACUCCUUGACCCUGAACGGUUAUCUACAUAAACUAAACGGAUAA
Molecule: messenger RNA, 729 nt
Organism: Harpegnathos saltator (Jerdon's jumping ant)
Lineage: Eukaryota; Metazoa; Arthropoda; Insecta; Hymenoptera; Formicidae
Product: WAS/WASL-interacting protein family member 1-like
Exons: 3
Coding region: 1-729 (242 amino acids)
Source: RefSeq, a predicted model, not a curated record